AUGGAUGACAUCCACCUCUUCCCCCUCCCUGCCAUCGGUUCUCUGUUCAUCAUUGGGACUUCCUCUUAUCCUAAUGGUUCCUGUGAUGGCUACACGGCUCUGGAUGAGCCUCGGCGUAACUAUGUCUUCAGCUCUUCCUCUGUCCCCGGCUACCCCAUCAAUACCGACAUACAGCGAACAAACAUAUGGGUGCGCUACGUCGGGAUCGGAGGGGACACCGUCAUUCCACAAUGUGCUCCACUCUAUUACAGCGGGGUAUAUUAUCCCAUCCAUCUGACCUUUACACAUCCUCAGUCUGAGUCUGAGACUCCAACUACGGGCAACGCGUGUGGAAACACAGGUUCCUGUUGUAAUUACAAUGUAGCUAUUCAAGUGAUCUACUGCUCUUCUGGAGGGUUCUAUGUGUACAGGCAGAUGAACAACCACCCAGUCAACUACAUGGGUUAUGUGACAUACCAUAGGAACUGUGUGGCAGACUCCUGCGGUCCACUUGCAGAGUGUAGUACAACCAAAAAUGGAGGCUGUCAAUGUGUCUCUGGAUACAAGAUACCUCCAAAACAUCUACCCACAAACGAAUCCUACGGUUGCCAAGAUAUCAAUGAGUGUGAAGAGACCGCUAAUCUCUGCGGUCCACAUUCCAACUGUACUAAUUCACCAGGAGUCUACAACUGUAGCUGUCUAGAGGGGUUUGUACCCUCAGACCCAGCCUUGGCACUCAACCCAACCCGCAACCCCUGCACAGAUGUGAAUGAGUGUGUGGAGAGUGAGAAGGUUUGUGGUGGUUUUGGUAAAUGUACAAACACACCAGGAAAUUACACCUGCACCUGUUACAAUGGAUACAAGCCUGACGGACCCUUCGACUGCCAAGAUAUUGAUGAGUGUCUGAACAAAACCGUGUGUGGUCCCGAUGCCAACUGUACCAACUCUUAUGCAGCACACAGCUGUACCUGCCUCUUUGGUUACCUGCUCACCAGCCCAGAUGCCAUAGCCAGCCCCUUAAACCCAUGCCUAGACAUAGAUGAGUGUGCUAACACCCCUGGUCUAUGUGGUCUCCACUCUGUGUGUACCAAUGCACCAGGGACCUUCCACUGUUCCUGUGUGGAAGGAUACUUCUCCUCCACUGGAGUACUGUGGGAAACUGACGUCACUGUGUGUGAAAGUGUUGAUGAUGUUCUAGCCGCCAUAGUUCCCCCAGAGGGCCAGUCUAAGGAGAUGUACUUCCUCAACCAGAUGAACCAACAGCUGAUGGAGAACCCUGACAUUGUCCUACCAGAGGGGGUCAGUACAGCAACCUUUACAUCUGACAUUAGUCUGCAGGUAAUGGAGGCCAACAGUACAGACACCUCUUCCCUCUCAGCCAGGGGAAACACCAUGGACAUCAACCUAAAGGCUCUGGCCAGAAACAAUAAUGGUACAGCAUCAGCAGUAUUCCUGACAGUCAGUGGGAUGGAGAGCCUUCUGGGUGCUAGCUUCUUGCAGACAGAAAACCACACAGAGAUGUUGUCUGAUGUCAUCACCGCCACACUGCCCAAGAUCAACCACACCCAGCUCUCUGAGCCUGUCAACUUCACCAUGAGCCACAAGAGGAGGUUGGCUGAGCCUGGCCUGAUGACCUGUGUGUACUGGGAGGACAGAGGAAUGGAAUAUGAAAAUGGAACCAAGGGGAGGCAUUGGUCAGUGAACGGCUGUUGGGUUGUGUUCUAUGAUGAGAACUACACAGUGUGUAGCUGCUCUCACCUCUCCACCUUUGCCCUCAUCAUGCAGACAGGGGAGACUGUGUCGGAGGACAAUCCCUUCCUAGAGUGGGUGAACAGAAUGUGUGUGAUCGUGGGCCUGGUCUUCUUUGCUCUGGCCAUCCUCACCUUCCUGCUGUGUAGCUGGAACCCUAAGAUCAACAACACAGCCCGCCUCCACCUCUGCCUCUGCCUCUUCCUGUCCCAUCUGCUGCUGCUAUUGGAUUACACCUACCUCACUCACAAGCUGGUGUGCUCCAUCAUGGCAGGUCUCCUCCACUUCCUGGUAGUGGCCAGUUUCCUGUGGAUGCUGCUGGAGGCGCUCCAGCUCUAUCUGCUGGUCCAGAGACUCUCUAGGAUCCAGGUCAUCCAGAGGGAAGGCCUCCAGAAGAAAUACCUCUUCCUGAUUGGCUAUGGCAUCCCCCUGGUGAUCGUGGGUGUGUCUGCAGCUGUGAAACGUGACGGCUAUGGGGGAUCUAAAGUAUGCUGGCUGAAGCCAGAACAAUACUUUACCUGGGCUGUGUUAGGGCCAGUGUGUACUGUCCUAGCACUGAACUGGAUAUUGUUCUGCGUUACAAUCUGGAGUUUGAGACCUACCUUGGCUAACAUGAAGAGUGAUGUCUCACAGUCCAAAGACACCAGACUGAUCAUCUUUAAGAUCCUGGCACAGUUUGUGAUCCUGGGUUGUACCUGGGUGCUGGGCUUGUUCCAGUCCACCAUGGUCUUCAAGUACCUCUUCAUCGUGCUCAACUCCCAGCAGGGCACCUUCCUCUACAUCGUUCACUGUCUCUUCAACAAGGAGGUACGUGAUGAGUACAGGAAGUGGCUGGGCUGUUCUUCCAGCUCCUCUACUCCAGACUCUAUGAAAGAAGCACCUUCCGUCUCUGAAGACCUGGACAAGGCUGGUGAAGAGAGACAAAACAAAGGAACACGGCCAGGAUGAGAGCAACAUGAUACGAUACCAUCAAACCUUCAAAGCAUUUCAGCGCAGUGGGCCUCCACGGUAUAUCUUUCAAUGCACACUGUACACACUAAGUAUGAGAGAGAGCGAGAGGUGUGUUUAUAUGGAUGCUAAUGACUCAGAUAACACCUUUUGUAUUUACUAAUAUUUCCUUUAUCUACAUAAAACAAUGUUUCAUUUGCCUGCAAAUGUAUUUAUAGAAUUUCAUAUUUAUAAAUUAUAUACACAGUAGUUACAGCAUAUUUACCUGUGUGCAAAAUAAACAAAUGAAAAUGUGUAGGUUGCAGUUGUUUAUAUAUAAAUAAAUAACUGCGUCUCUACCUGCUUUGAGUCUAGCUUUUACCAUUGGAUUGUCCCUCAGGGACAAUAAAGAUUUAUUCAAUGGAAUCCCUGUGGCUGAGCCCAGAUAAGAAAGUCCCGGUCGGCUGCAGUCUGAAGUGUUUUGAGAGCAUAGCGACUGGGUUUCCAGACAGAUGGCACAGGAGGGGUGAGGAGAGGACAGGAGGGCAUCCUCUCAGAGCUAUAAUAAAAUAGCUGGAAGAGAGCCAUGGUUGGAGACAGACAAUACUGCAUUUGCAUACUGUUGUAAUGCCCUCUUUUCACCACACGGUGACAGCACCUAAUCAUCAAAGCUCUUGCUCUCAUUGGAGUUAGGAGUUAAAGUGAGGACACAGGUCUUCUGUUGAUGGAGAGAUACCAUUGGGUGAAGGCCUUUGUUCCAGCCAUGAUUCAAUUGAUUAACAAAUAAUGAAAACCUGGUGGGGUUGUAGGGAGAGAGAGAAAGACAUAAAUAUGGAGAUGGAUAGAUAGAUGUCAGGACAAGUCAACUGGAGGAGGAGAUAGAGAGGCAUACAGAGAUGGAUGGAAAUAAAGGGAGAUUCCCAGACGGGUGAAUGCAGCCGCAGGAGUGAAAGAGAGUACAAUAGGGGGACAGAGAAGAAGAAGAUGAAGAAGAAGUAGGUGGAGGAAAAGGAGGAGGCUGGUGUGGGGUGUUUUGCUCCGAGUCACAGUGCUGCUAGUCUCUUUGCCUGUUACCAUGGGAACCCAGCUGCAGUGCUUGCUGGAGUCGUGCUGGUCUGUCAGCCGGGAAACGCUGUUGGGUUAACAGCCCUGCUCUUUGAGUUCGAAUGAGUUAGACUUUGUCAAAAUAGUCAGGAAUAAACUCCAAACCAUGUUAAAAAUGGAUGCAGUGCGCCUAGGGGUGUUUAGUAUACAAAGUUGCUAGGCAGCUAACUAAUCACCCACUGGGCACAGAUGUCAGUUGAACGUCUAGUUUUGAUUGACAUUUGGUUGAGUUGUCAACUAAUGUGAAUUUAAAGUGAAAUCAAAAAAUGCACUAUGUCAUUGGAUUUAGGUUAAAAGUUGGGUGAAAAACAGACUGUAUGUUGAUGAUUUUUCCACAUUGAUUCAACAUCAGCACAUUUAUUUUUGGGGUUGAAAUGACAUGGAAACAAUGUUGAUUCAACCAGUUUUUGCCCAGUGGGCAGACAUUUACUGAAUUCCAAAUCAAUCUCCAGUUCUCCUCAACUCUCCUCCAGGCACUCCUUUAGUUCUGGAAGGUGCAUAUAGGAUUACAUGGUAAUUGCUUUACAUUGCUGUUUAAUUGGAUGGGUGAUAUUUUUCCAUACCCUAAGGGGCAGAGGUCGAUUGGGAUUUCAGUGAAAGUCUUCCAUAUUGUGUCUGUAAUUAUGCUUAAAGUCUCUGAGAUGUAGUGGGUCUUUCUGUCCAACAGGCCUGGGGGUUAGUUAGUGAUACAGUGAUAUGACCAAUAUGUUCUGAAUUCCCUGCCAGAGACUCUUAGCACACCAUAUCACAGCUCUCUCACAGCCCUCUCUUUCUAACUUCUGUAGUAGGCUACCCUCCCCCACUGGAACCAAGCAGGCCAGGGGGGUCAUAAACUGGCCCUUCACACCUAGGACCCUGGCCAACGAUUUGUUGCUAGGGGUCAUGGUUGCCAGGGGCCUUAUGACACUGUGGGGUCAUCACAGGCAGUCAGCUUGGGUCCCAGAUCACAAACUCAUGCCUCCCCCUCGGUCUACUUCAAGCAGUCACAGAGAGAGCAGCAAGCACAUCUCUGUCCUGCACAACAACUGCUGGACUCAUAUUUCUGAGCUUGUGGGAUGGUGUGCGUGCAGAGUGAGUUGUGCGAUAUUUGUAUAUUGUUCUUCGUAGUUGUUACUAUUGUUGUAUAAUGUCUUUGUCUAUAGCUGUAUUGUAAUAUGUCAGGUAGCAUAUAUACUGAACAAAAAUAUAAUAUAAAGUGUUGGUCUCAUG
Messenger RNA from Oncorhynchus nerka (sockeye salmon), 4968 nucleotides. Its product is annotated as adhesion G protein-coupled receptor E3-like. Bases 1 to 2676 code for a protein of 891 amino acids. Gene Ontology annotation, cellular component: plasma membrane. NCBI's taxonomy places the organism in Eukaryota, Metazoa, Chordata, Actinopteri, Salmoniformes, Salmonidae. The transcript has 20 exons. The record is from RefSeq and is a predicted model, not a curated record. Gene Ontology annotation, biological process: cell surface receptor signaling pathway; adenylate cyclase-activating G protein-coupled receptor signaling pathway. Gene Ontology annotation, molecular function: calcium ion binding; G protein-coupled receptor activity.